Molecule: messenger RNA, 924 nt
Organism: Saxophila tyrrhenica
Lineage: Eukaryota; Fungi; Ascomycota; Dothideomycetes; Mycosphaerellales; Extremaceae
Gene: GVP36
Product: BAR domain-containing protein
Exons: 2
Coding region: 1-924 (307 amino acids)
Source: RefSeq, a predicted model, not a curated record
AUGGACAAGUUCAAAGCCUUCACCAACACGGUCGGCAGCAGCAUCACCCCCUUCGCCGCCCGCAGCCAGCAAUGGAUCAAGGAGCAGACCGGCAACGCGGGCGAGAAGACGGACCUGCCGCACGACUACGUCGAGCUCGAGACACGCAUUGAGGCCUUGAAGAACACGCACCAGAAGCUGUUGGCAGCGACGGCUCAGUAUGCAAGCGAAUCUUAUGAUUACCCGGCGAACCUCCGUGAGAGCUUCCAGGACUUGGGCAAGAGCAUUGGCGAGAAGGUCAAUCUCCUCUCUAAAGCCGGCAGCGCGGCAGAGGCUCAGGCAGCCAUCACCGCACCACCGUCGGCGAAGCCGCAGCCCAAGACCUUCAACCAUGCCAUCGCUCGCGCCUCGCUUUCUGGCUCCCAGACCAUUGCCAUGGCGACUCCGCAGGGUUCCACCGAGCCCGACCCGCUCUCGCAAGGUCUCGAGAAGAUCGCUAUCGCCGAAGAGAAGGUGGGCGAAGCAAGACUGGAGCAGGACGAGAAGAUACAGGGCAAGUUCCUGGCCGGCUGGAGCGCGACGCUGAACCAGAACAUCAAGUCUGCCGAUAAGGCUCGGACUGCGGUGCAGAACGCUCGUCUGUCGCUGGAUGCUGCGAAGGGCAAGGCGGCUGCCGGUGGACGCCACGAGGAGUCGUACACCGAAGACCAGCGCAAGUCGAUUGAGGCCGCGGAGGAUGCGUUCGUGGAGAAGGUCGACGAGGCGACGAGCAUCAUGCGCAACGUCCUCGACACGCCGGAGCCGCUUCGCAACUUGGUGGAGCUGCUCAGAGCGCAGCAGGAGUUUCACCAGCGGGCUGCUGAUAUCUUGGAGGAGGUGGGCAGCAAUGUCAUGGAGCUCCAGCAGCAGCAGGAGGCGGAGUACAGGAAGGCUCGUGAUCAGUAG